AUGCACCCUCUGAGCUCAAUCAGAGAGAUCGAAACCUAAGCAAACCAAAAGAGAAGAAGAAGAACACAGAGAGAGAUGGAGUCAAUCUUCGGGUUGGUUGGGAACAACUUCGCCAUAGUGGCAGCGGACACGUCGGCGGUGCACAGCAUACUGGUGCACAAGACCAACGAGGACAAGAUCAUGGUCCUCGAUUCCCACAAGCUCAUCGCCGCCAGCGGUGAGCCCGGCGACAGGGUUCAGUUCACGGAGUACAUCCAGAAGAACGUUUCGCUCUAUCAGUUUCGUAAUGGGAUUCCUCUUACCACCGCCGCCGCUGCCAAUUUCACCCGCGGUGAGCUCGCCACCGCUUUGCGCAAGAACCCAUACCAUGUGAACAUUCUCAUGGCUGGAUAUGAUAAAGAGAAAGGCGCAGAACUGUACUACAUUGAUUACAUUGCUUCCCUCCACAAGGUUGACAAGGGCGCCUUUGGUUAUGGUUCCUAUUUUGCUCUCUCCCUCAUGGAUCGACUCUAUCACAAAGGUAUGUCUGUUGAUGAGGCUAUUGCCUUAAUUGACAAGAUUAUCAUUGAGAUACGAUCAAGGCUUGUUGUCGCUCCACCCAACUUUGUCAUCAAGUUAGUGGACAAGGAUGGAGCUAGGGAGUAUGCAUGGCGUGAGUCCAUCAAGGAUGCUGGUGUGGCUGCUGCCUGCUUGAGGCGACUUUAUUGGCUCAACAACCCAUCAGAUCCCAAAUGAAUUGGGGAUGAAACGAUUCGAAACAGAACUAAAAUGAUCAAAUCUGGGUUGAAGAUAAACCCAGAGACAUGAAGAUGAACUCCAGGGCAUGGUGCAUGGUAGGUUGAAGACGAAUUCAUAGAAAGUCAUAACGGCAGGUUUGCCGUUAGUUGUGUAGCAUAAAACAUUUGGCGUGAUCUCAACCACUAGAUUUUUUAAAUGGUCAAGAUCUUAAGAAAUUGAUGAAAACAGUAGAGAACUAACUUUAGAGGAUCUCAAUCCUACUUCUGUUAUCACAAACGUUGGGGGAACUAAUGUCUCUGGUAGAACUAUUUCAUAGUAGAUCUAUUCUUGUUUGAACUAUUGAAUAGUUGUUGUAAUUUUUUAAAAAAUGGGUAGUUUUAUUUGAACUGUUCUCUUUUUAUC
This is a messenger RNA of Fragaria vesca subsp. vesca, 1140 nucleotides long. Its product is annotated as proteasome subunit beta type-2-A-like. Gene Ontology annotation, biological process: proteasomal protein catabolic process. The record is from RefSeq and is a predicted model, not a curated record. NCBI's taxonomy places the organism in Eukaryota, Viridiplantae, Streptophyta, Magnoliopsida, Rosales, Rosaceae. Gene Ontology annotation, molecular function: peptidase activity. Gene Ontology annotation, cellular component: nucleus; cytosol; proteasome core complex, beta-subunit complex. The transcript is spliced from 3 exons. The coding region runs from base 76 to 735 and encodes 219 amino acids.